This is a messenger RNA of Drosophila gunungcola (fruit fly), 922 nucleotides long. RefSeq lists its product as uncharacterized. The record is from RefSeq and is a predicted model, not a curated record. Lineage: Eukaryota; Metazoa; Arthropoda; Insecta; Diptera; Drosophilidae. The coding region runs from base 98 to 313 and encodes 71 amino acids. The transcript is spliced from 3 exons.
AAAUGUUAUCAUUCUGUUGCCAUCAAGUUGGUCGUGAAAAUCCAAUCAAUUAUUAACAAAAGGGAGAAUUCGUAGCUAAAGUUGAAAUCCUAGGAAAAUGGGAAACAAGCCACGCCGCCAGCAAGAAAGAGUUGAAGUCGACGAGGAGGUGCGAACGGAGCGUCCCCAUAAAAGACCUACUUCCUGGCCCUUCUGGCGACUCGUCUACUGGCUGGGAGUCCUGAUCCUUGUGGCCGGCAUCGGUGUGGGCAUGUACUUCACCCUCAAGGCGGACUUCGGCGAGUGCUCCUCCUACGACGUGCGCUGCGAUUGAUGGCUCCCGUCGACAAAAUAUGAACUUUUAGAGAGAUGUCAGAGUUGCUCUUCCAACCACACUUCUAUAAAUUAACCAUUGGAAACCAUUGCUCAAAAAUCAACAACGUUAUAUAGUUCAUCGCUGGAAGAUUUUACAUAGUCUUUAUAGAAUCAUUAAAGAUAAACAAUAUUUAUUAAUACAUUAAGCUUGGUUAAAAUGUCGCUAUCAAUUUAUAUGCACUCCAUAUCCAGUGCCGUAUAUGGACUCCUCCAGCCAGAUAUUAAUUAAAUCCCGAUAUUGGAGCCUACCACAACCCCACCCACUUUAUUGUUACCAAAUACAAAGGCAAGGACGAAGCCAUCCUAUCUCCUGUUCAGCAUGCAUACACGCUUUGUGCAUGUGGAAUGUGUGUAAAUCUGGUGCUAUUCAAACUUAUUGGAGCGCUUCCUUUUGAUGGCGUCCUGGUUGACUCUUCAAUGGCGAAACACGUUUUAGUUGAAUGAAGCUAGUGAAUGCAGAUAUUUCGGCGUAUAUAAAAAAAACCCCUGCCGUUCCUUGUCGUUAUCUAUUUAAGUGUUAAUUAAUAGUCCUUAAUGAAAAAAAGUACAACGCGUUGAUAAAACUUUG